AUGGACCCCAGCGAUGACCUUACUUCCAUCACUAGAGUGUCUACACCCUACGAAUUAUCUCCUCUUUCUUUCGACGCACCCUAUGAAUUUCCACGCCAUUUUUUACCGACUGUCAUGAAAGACGACAGUAAAAUUCCACUGGUGCUAGUUGCGUGUGGGUCGUUUUCUCCUGUCACCUAUCUUCAUUUGAGAAUGUUUGAGAUGGCGCAAGAUCACUUCAAGGAGAGAAACGAAUUUGAGUUGCUGACGGGAUACUACUCGCCUGUAUCUGAUUAUUACAUGAAGGAGGGACUAGCAAAAGCAGAGGAUCGUGUAAAGAUGUGUCAAUUGGCUGUGGAAACAACAUCAGAUUGGCUCAUGGUGGAUUCGUGGGAGCCACGUCAAACAACAUAUCAAAGAACAGCUAUUGUGCUCGAUCACUUUGAUCACGAAUUAAACACGGUUGGUGGUGGUAUUGUUACAUCAUCAGGUGAAAGACGCAAGAUUCGAAUUAUGCUAUUAGCUGGUGGUGAUUUGAUUGCUUCUUUUGGCCAUCCUGGUGUUUGGGCACCUGACGAUUUGCAUCAUAUUGUGGGACAUUACGGCUGUGUCAUUAUUGAGCGAACUGGCACAGAUGUGUAUGGAUUUCUACUAUCGCACGACAUACUGUAUCAGCAUAGGAUGAAUGUCACUGUGAUCAAGCAGUUGAUCCACAACGAUAUCAGUUCAACAAAGAUUAGACUAUUUGUGAAAAGAGGCAUGUCGAUCAAAUAUCUACUGCCCAAUCCUGUCAUUGACUACAUUCAUGCUCAUGGCCUCUAUCUACCUCGUCCUUCAUCACAGACAGCAUCUGAAGAGGAGAAAGAGCAGAGAUAA
Molecule: messenger RNA, 855 nt
Organism: Mucor velutinosus
Lineage: Eukaryota; Fungi; Mucoromycota; Mucoromycetes; Mucorales; Mucoraceae
Exons: 6
Coding region: 1-855 (284 amino acids)
Biological process (GO): NAD+ biosynthetic process
Molecular function (GO): nicotinate-nucleotide adenylyltransferase activity; nicotinamide-nucleotide adenylyltransferase activity
Source: RefSeq, a predicted model, not a curated record